AUGACGUUGAAAUUAAGUAGACGCUUUAUCAGUCAAUUGUUUAUACGACGUUUUGCUUCUAAUGACUCGUCGUUAACAACAAUUGAUUCAAAUAAAGAAUUAACAAUAAAAAAGCCAUCAGAAAUAGCUGCACCAAAACGUGCUUUUACAUUAAUCAAUCAAAAAACAGUUCAUCAAAUAAAACGCAUUGAUGAUGCUCGAAUACAUAAUGAAAUCGAUUUUAUUCGACAACGACUAACAGAGAAACGGGUGAAAAAUAUUCCUAUCGAAACAGAUGUUCUUAUUAUUGGCGGUGCUAUCAAAGGUUCUUCUAUAGCAUUUUUUCUUAAACAACGUGCACCUGAUCUCAAAGUAACUGUCCUGGAACGGGAUUGGAACUAUACAACUUCAAGCACUGUUCUUUCUGCUGGUGGUUUACGCCAACAAUUUGCACUUGAAGAAAAUAUUCAAAUGUCUAUGUACUGUGCUGAAUUUUUGAAGCAUAUUCGUGAUCAUUUAUCUAUACUCGAUGAUGACCCAGUACCUGUUUCCUUCCAACAUAAUGGCUAUUUAUUGUGUGGAAGUGAACAGAGUGUUAAACUUUUUGAAGAAAAUCAUCAAACACAAACUUCAUUAGGAGCAAAAUCAAAACUAUUGACAUCAACUAUGCUUAAAAAACAAUUUCCUUGGUUGAACACAGAUGGUAUCGCAAUUGGCUGUUUAGGUGUGCAAAACGAAGGCUGGCUAGAUCCAUGGGCAUUGUUGACUGCUUUUCGACAAAAAGCACUAUCACUUGGUGUUCUAUACCUUAAUGCGGAACUUGUUGGGUUUGAUAAAGCAAAAAGAGUAUGGGCUGAUGGAACCGUAGAAAACCAAUUGGAUAAAGCUCUAAUUCUAUCUGCUGAAGAUAAUCAAAUAUAUCCAUUGGAUACAGCAUUUGUUAUAAAUGCUGCUGGUCCUUGGGCAGGUGAAGUAUCAAAAAUGGCUGGUAUUGGUGCUAGUGAUGAAUAUCCAGUGGCAUUACCCGUAGAACCACGGUAA
Rotaria socialis is the source of this 1020-nucleotide messenger RNA. NCBI's taxonomy places the organism in Eukaryota, Metazoa, Rotifera, Eurotatoria, Philodinida, Philodinidae. The record is from the annotation of a GenBank genome assembly.